Molecule: messenger RNA, 705 nt
Organism: Anopheles nili
Lineage: Eukaryota; Metazoa; Arthropoda; Insecta; Diptera; Culicidae
Product: protein D3-like
Exons: 2
Coding region: 1-705 (234 amino acids)
Source: RefSeq, a predicted model, not a curated record
AUGUCCUCGGUGCGUCGUGUGUCUUUGCUGCUGGUUUGCCUAGUGCUGCUCGAAUCGCGAGCUUCCGAUAUACUGAACGAUGCGCACGUGUACCGUGCGUUCGCCUCGUUCGAGGUGGUUCCAGAUCUGAUCGAUGAGGCGCCUGAUUGCUGGGCGCGGGUGUCAUUUAAAAGUGGCCGUCAGGCGGAAGGUGGAAAUCGGCUAACACCGACUCAGAUCCGAAAUCCUCCCGUCGUCACGUGGAACUCGAACGAACGGGCGUUGUACACGCUCAUCAUGACCGAUCCGGAUGUGCCAUCGCGUGAUGAUCCGCGUUUCCGAGAGUUCAUCCAUUGGGCGGUUGGCAACAUUCCUGGAAACGACAUUGAUCGGGGUGAAACCCUUGUCGAGUAUCUCGGUGCGGUGACUCCUCGCGGUACAGGUCUGCAUCGAUUCGUGCUGCUCGUGUUCGAACACCUGCAGAAGCUGGACUUUUCCGGGGAGCCGAGGAUCACGAACGUGUGCGGAACGGCACGGCGGUACUUUUCCACGCGCAAUUUCACGCGAAAGUACGAGCUCACCAAUCUGUACGCGGGAAAUUUCUUCCAGACGCAGUACGACGACUACGUGGCCACGGUGCAGGCGCAGUUGCGUGAAUGUGAGAGCGAACGUUCGCUGAACGAACUGAACGGAGCGCGAAAUGGGACCGUUUUCGGUGGACCAUAA